AUGAAUCAAGCAGAAAACUUCCCCUGUAAAAGGGGAUGGCCAAGCCAAGUGAGGUUCAGCCGUCCAUCCGUGAACUGCUUAGGAAGUCAAGCACGUAUCAGCUUAUCGGAGAUGAGGAGAAGGAAGAGUUCAUCAUCCCAGUUCGGCGAGCUCAGCUCUGAAAAUUUACGACAUUGUUUUAUGGGUUCGGGAGCCAGUUGGCGGCAUACAUCAAAGAUGCUCGCAUCCAUUGAGAUGCUCGGAGGAACAGAGGGAUGGAAAAGAGAAGGAACUGGGGAUGGGAAAAGGGAACGGAGGGAGGGGGCUCGUACUACUCUGACCGAUCAUCACGACGACGAGGACGACAACGACAACGACGAAGGAGACAAGGAGGCGGAGGACAAAUGCAUUGGCAGGGCUGCCUGCAAGAGUUGCAGCCAGCCCUGCAUGCUGCAGUCCGCCCUGCUCUACCAUCCCGACAAAGUCAGUAGCACGCCCCAUCAUCAUCAUCCUUAUUAUAUUAUCAUUAGGACGACAUUUUCGCAGGCAAAUGAUAUGAAACGUGAACGAAGUUGGCAAAGUCCCGAUGAUUCGCCUACCGUACAGCCCUACUGGAGUCAACAUGUUAGUCAGGCAGCCAGUGCCGCAGCUACGCAUCAAAAAGUUGCGGUUGCAGCGGCAGCUUAUGACCCGUUAUUGUAUCCUGCCCAAAAUUAUAUGAAUAACAUGAAGAAUAUGCUUGGAGCUGCUGCGCAAUGGGUCGAAUCAUCAAGCACGUAA
Messenger RNA from Acanthocheilonema viteae, 759 nucleotides. The record is from the annotation of a GenBank genome assembly. Lineage: Eukaryota; Metazoa; Nematoda; Chromadorea; Rhabditida; Onchocercidae.